Molecule: messenger RNA, 774 nt
Organism: Corylus avellana
Lineage: Eukaryota; Viridiplantae; Streptophyta; Magnoliopsida; Fagales; Betulaceae
Source: RefSeq, a predicted model, not a curated record
AUGCUAGUGGUGGAUAGUAUUGGCCGAAGUGGAGGUUUGGCACUACUAUGGAAGGAUGAAGCGGGCAUUGAAAUCCAGAACUACAGUCAUCGGCAUAUAAAUGCGACUGUGAAACCGAGUAAUCUGCCUCCAUGGACUUUUACGGGCUUCUAUGGCCACCCGGACACACAAAAAAGUGGCCCGGUGUUUACGUGGAAUAAUGGAAGAGAAGGUGCUGACUUUACGAUGGAAUGGCUGGAUAGGGUGGUUGUCGCAUGGCACACCCUUUUCCCCAACGUGGAGUCGUCCAUAGAGCUGGCCAUUUUUUCAGAUCACUUACCAAUUCUCAUCAACCCAAGUGGAAGUUGUAAAGUACGAAGGAGAAGGAGGGAUUUUCACUUUGAGGCUGAAUGGGGGGAGAAAAAGGAGUGUAAAGAAGUUAUUAAAAAAAUUUGGAGGGUAAAGGAGAGGGAGCAGGGUACGUGGAUAGCAGUGGAAAAAAAACUGAAGAAAAGCAAGGGUGGUUUACUGCAGUGGCAGAAGGUAAAUAGAAGACAAAUUGGGCAAGACAUCCAAUUGCUGUCCGAAAAACUGAUUUCUGAGCAAAAGAAGGGGGAUUUUGUGGACAGGUCAAUUCUGCUCAAGCUGAAAUCAGACCUGGCAAAGCUGCAAGAUGACGAAGACUUGUAUUGGCGACAAAGGGCAAAAAUUGAAUGGAUGAGAGGCGGGGAUCGGAAUUCAAAAUUUUUCCAUGCUUGUGCCAAUCAAAAAAAGAAGGCAAAUUUGAUCAAUUGA